Molecule: messenger RNA, 1945 nt
Organism: Acomys russatus (golden spiny mouse)
Lineage: Eukaryota; Metazoa; Chordata; Mammalia; Rodentia; Muridae
Product: protein phosphatase 1 regulatory subunit 15A-like
Biological process (GO): response to endoplasmic reticulum stress
Cellular component (GO): protein phosphatase type 1 complex; endoplasmic reticulum
Molecular function (GO): protein phosphatase regulator activity
Source: RefSeq, a predicted model, not a curated record
AGUGGCGCGGAUGUUGUUGACUCAGAUUGCAGCCAGCUCUCAACCUGUGGAAGAUUACAUGCGAGACGCCGCGCGAUCCCGCACCCCUUUGUCGGGACAGCCUGUGAGACUUCGCGUCCCCGAGCCCCACGCCUGAGGGCGACAUGAACGCGCUGGCUUUGCGACCAGUCCGGACCCGCGACCGCUUCUGGCAGCCCGAACCCGCGCUCCUUCCUCCGGGGUGACGUGCAGCCCGCCGCCCAGACAUAUGGCUCCAAGCCCAAGACCCCAACAUACCACCCUGCACUGGAGGGAUGCCCACGCCUUCUACCUCCUGUCUCCGCUGAUGGGCUUCCUCAGCCGGGCCUGGAGCCGCCUGAAGGGCCCAGAAGUCCCAGAGCCCUGGCUGGCAGAAACACUAACAGGUGCAAGUCAGAGAGAGGCUACGCUGACACCUCCCCUUGUCCCUGAGAAUCACCUCCCGCACGGGAAGGCUGAAGAAAGUGGAGCCCCUGGGCAGAGUGAAGCAGCCCAGGGGCCCUGUCACGAUGUGGAAGCCAGCAGUUCCCUUCCUAAAACUUGGGGACUUUCAGAUGACGAAUUCGAUGAAAAGCAGCACGCGCGCCCAGCUGGCCUGCCUGAACUCCUGUCCCCAGGCCUGCAAGAGGCUGAUAAGAGCCUUGGGGAGGUGGUGGCUAAAAAGGGUGUGGCUGGGCUGCCUUAUCCCACACCACACUGGGAGGGUUGCCCAGCCGAGGAUGGACAACCUGUGAAGGCAGCUUUCCAAGGCUCUGCUGCUUACCUGCCUCCAGGAAACAAACCCAGCACUUCUGUCUAUCACCCAGGGGAGGCCGGACAGCAAGCCACGGAGGAAAAAAGAACAGAAACUAAAGCUGGCCUCCUCAACUCUCCUUCUGGAUCCCACUCCAGAGCCUGGGACCACCUCUGCCCUCAAGAGGGGCCCAAGCAGGAGAGACAAGCCAACGCGGAGCCACACAGGACAGGGCAGGGUCAGCCUUGUCAGAAUGCAGAAACCGACGAAGAGAGAGAAGCUGAGGCUUCGUCCUUGUCUGUCUGUGCUGGGAGUGCCUUCCUGAAGGCUUGGGUGUAUCGCCCGGGAGAGGACACGGAGGAGGAAGACGAUGGUGAUUGGGGGUCCACAGAGGAAGAGGAAGAUAAGGCCUUGUCCGCCCCUACCUCUCCUGCACAUGCCGUCCUGAAGGCUUGGGUGUAUCGCCCAGGAGAGGACACGGAGGAUGAUGAUGAUUGGGGGUCUGAGGAGGAAGAUAUAGCUCACACCUGUGCCGCCCCGCCUACAAGUGCUCUCCUGAAGGCUUGGGUCUACUGCCCAGGAGAGGACACGGAGGAUGAUGAUGAUGAUGAUUGGGGGUCUGAGGAGGAAUAUGUAGCUCACACCUGUGCCGCCCCGCCUACAAGUGCUCUCCUGAAGUCCUGGGUCUCCUGCCCAGGGGAGGACACGGAGGAGGAAGACAGUGACUCGCCAUCAGCUGAGGAAAUCGUAGCCCAGGCCUGCGACACCCCCCAUACAAGUGCUCUCCUGAAGGCCUGGGUCUCCUGUCCAGGGGAGGACACGGAGGAGGACACGGAGGAGGAAGAUGACUGUGACAGUGUGGCCCCAGAUAAUUCAGAAAUAGCUGACUCAGGCAGAAGUUCCAGCUUUCGCCCAGGAGGAGGCAGAAAGCUGUGAGGAAGCAGAGCGCUCUCCCUCCGCGUGGCCUUCUAUUUACCUGGAGAGACACCAGCACCACCUUGGGCUGCUCCUAAGCUGCCCCUUCCGCAAAGGAGGCUCAGAUUGUUUAAAGCCCCGCCCAGGAUCGGGGCCUUUGGCAACUGGAAACAGUGGGAAGUCCACGGGGUCAGCAUGAGGACUGAGGCCCAAGCAACACGGGCAGCUGUGCAGGGAGACAGCGCAGCACAGGUGACCCGGAAGAGAAGGAAGCGCUGA